This is a messenger RNA of Cantharellus anzutake, 1578 nucleotides long. RefSeq lists its product as uncharacterized. The transcript has 11 exons. Gene Ontology annotation, molecular function: DNA binding; DNA-directed DNA polymerase activity. Gene Ontology annotation, biological process: double-strand break repair via nonhomologous end joining. Gene Ontology annotation, cellular component: nucleus. Lineage: Eukaryota; Fungi; Basidiomycota; Agaricomycetes; Cantharellales; Hydnaceae. Bases 1 to 1578 code for a protein of 525 amino acids. The record is from RefSeq and is a predicted model, not a curated record.
AUGCACAAGCGGCCUUAUCCGAUAGCUCUGCAGAAUUCGUCGUCUUCCUCUGAUGUGAUCUCGCAACCGCCACCAUCUCGUCAAAAGCGAGCGCUUAGUCAUCUGAACAUUCACAUAAUUAAUGCAAAGUUUGAUUCGGGGGAAAUCGACGAGCUCCAUAGCCUAGCGGAGCGCCUAGGCGCCAAUAAUCAAGGAUCGAUCGAGGCCGCUGAUGUUAUUGUUACGCGUAUUCGAGUGGCAAAGAGACUGGAGCGGCACAUUAAUCUCGAUUUAGCAUCACGGAAGAUAGUUGUUGAUCCCAAUUGGCUGAGAGCUUGCGCCCAAACUAAUGACUGCGCACCAUUCCAGCCAUACUCAUCAAUGUCCUUUCCUGCGUUGUCUGGGUCACCUCAACUGCAGAGGGCCUUCGGUGCGGCACCAAAUCAUGAACUAGAAUAUGCAGGCGAGACAUCUUUUGAGACAACGUUAUCUGAGGCAACGCCAGCAGUUCCUGAUCCAUCAAUCUCGUACAAGGCUCGACUGUCGACGCAUAGAUUGUCGCCCCUAAUUUGUCCGAAUCAGGCCCUUGCACUAGAAUUCGCUGUAAUAAUGAAAUGGAGAGCCUUAGAAGGAGAUGCAAGGAGCGAAUUGAGCUAUUCUCGAAGCAUUGGCGUGACAUAUCCCUUUAAGAUCAAACGUGUGGAAGAAAUUGCGGACCUACCAUACAUCGGGCCAAAGACUCGAAAGAUGACGGAGGAAUUUCUCCGGACAGGGUGCAUAGAGGAAGCUAAUCGCGCUCGGGCAUCAAACCGGUUUUCGGUCUUAUCAGAAUUCAUCACUAUAUAUGGCAUUGGGUCAAGCAAGGCCCGUGAGCUAUAUACCCAGGGACAUCGCACUCUUGACGAGCUUCGUAGCCAUUUUAACAACCAGGGAGGAAAGGCUAUGAAGGAGAGCGGGUUACUGGAAUCUUUGCGGCUGAGAGAUGAGUUAGCAAUAAAGAUUCCCAGAGCAGAAGUCGAAGAAAUGGCUAGCGUUGUCAUGGCACACCUUGACCAGAUUAAACCAGGCUUCCAUCAUACGAUAUGUGGAGGGUACCGACGAGGAAAGGAACUUUCUAACGACGUCGACAUAGUAUUCUCUGGCCCUGCGAGCAACCCAGACGAAGAUAAAAGCAUAUGCAAAACCCUUGUUGGGAGGCUCCAAGAUAGAGGUCUAGUCACCCAUGUCAUGUAUGCCUCGUCGUUUAGUUCUCGACAUGGUCGACUUGCGCGAACGAACCGACUUGAUUCAAACAUGGAUGUUCUGGAUAAAGCCCUAACUGUGUUCAAAUCGAACAAAGAAGGCAGUGUUCACCGGAGGCUAGAUCUGAUCUUCGCACCUUGGGAAGCUUAUUGGACUGCAGUCGUGGGAUGGUCCGGCUCCAAGCAGUUUGAGAGGGACCUAAGGUUGUGGGCCAAAGAAAGAGGAUUGAAGUUUGAUAGUGGUGGGAUCACUAUGCGAAACAACUCCAAGAUGUUGGUUGCACACAGUGAACGCGAGGUUUUUGAUAUUCUAGGACUUCCUUGGAUACCGCCCACCAUGCGAAACGCCGAUGUGUAG